Molecule: messenger RNA, 2908 nt
Organism: Callorhinus ursinus (northern fur seal)
Lineage: Eukaryota; Metazoa; Chordata; Mammalia; Carnivora; Otariidae
Gene: PBXIP1
Product: PBX homeobox interacting protein 1
Cellular component (GO): membrane
Source: RefSeq, a predicted model, not a curated record
CCUCCCUCCCUCCCGGGGCUGGAAACCCGGGGCGGCAGCAACAGGUCGGGUGGAGACCGAAGGCGCAGGCAGGCGGCGGGGACAGUGGCUUCACAGACCUCAGCAACUAUGGCUUCCUGCCCAGACUCUGACAACAGCUGGGUGCUUGCCGGCUCGGAGAGCCUGCCCGUGGAGACCCUGGGCCAGGAAUCCACGGUGGACACAGCAUCGGAGCGAGCCCCCCAGGCCCUCGGGAGCCCCUCCAAGGCAGCUUUGGAAGAGUUAGCUGGGGCUGAGGCUGGAGGAGAGACCGUCUGCCCGAGCGAAAGCUCCCAGUGUGGGCCCCUUCUGUCAGAGAAGACUGAGGCGGAGGGGGACCUGGAAGGCGAUGGCUGUGCUGGGGGCCCCCCUGGCCCAGGAGACACGCUGGUCCAGGGAGACUCGGACGAGGCCCCUGCGGCAGCAGGCCUGGGACCGGACACAGAGGAUGCGGAGGGUCAGAGCCCCCCGGGGAGCCUGCCUUCGUUGCCCAGCGCAGCUUGGCCCAGGGAGGAGGCCCACUGCUCUAGCAGCGAGGACGACACCGAUGUGGACGUGGAGGGUCUGCGGAGACGGCGGGGCCGGCAGCCCAGCGCUCCUCAGCCCGUGGGGCCCCUAGGCACGGGGGACCAGGCCAGAGGCGAGGGUGCGGGCUGCGAGCUGGGCAUCUCCCUCAACGUGUGCGUCCUUGGGGCCCUGGUUCUGCUGGGCCUGGGGAUCCUCCUCUUCUCCGGUGGUCUGUCAGAGUCGGACAGGGGGCCCGUGGAGGAAGUAGAACUGCAGGUCUUCCCGGACACGGGGUUGGACACGGAGGUGCGUGAUGCUGCGGGGGACGGGCAGGAUGGGGUCCCACGGCCCUCUGACAGCGUCCCCAGCCUGCAGAGCAUGGCCCUGCUGCUGGCCAAGGAGAACCAGGACAUCCGGCUGCUGCAGGCCCAGCUGCAGGCCCAGAAGGAAGAGCUUCAGGGCCUGAUGCAGCGGCCCAGAGAACUGGAAGAGGAGAACGCCCGGCUGCGCGGGGCCCUGCGGCAGGGCCAGUCCUCGCAGCGCGCCCUGGAGUUGGAGCUGCAGCAGCUGCGGGCCCGGCUGCAGGGGCUGGAGGCCGACUGCGUCCGGGGCCCGGACGGGGUGUGCUUCAGCUGGGGCUCCCAGGGUGGCAGGGUCACGGAGCAGCCGGGUCCCAGGGAGCAGAAGCCAGACGCUGGCUUCCUGGAGCAGAAGGAGCGGCUGGAGGCUGAGGCUGAGGCCUUAAGGCGGGAGCCAGAGAGGCCGCGGCAGCUGCUGGGGUCCAUGCAGCAGGACCUGGAGCAGAGCCUAAGGGGCGCGGGCCGUGGGGACCCGGCGCCUGCUGGCCUGACCGAGCUGGGCCACAGACUGGCCCAGAAGUUCCAGGGCCUGCAGAACUGGGGCGAGCAUCCUGGGGUCCGUGCCAAUGACUCAGAGGCCCACUUCCAGAGUUCUAGGGAAGGGGGUGGGAGGGAGAAGUGGCAGGAUGGGCAGGGGGACCGGAACGCUGAGCCCCGGAAGCGCAGGAAGGAGGGGUCUGGCCACGAAAGAAAGAAAGGCUGGCGGGGUGAGGGGGACAGGGAGCUGGCUCGGAAGGGGAAGGAGGGCAAGCGCCAGGGCCCCAAGGAGCCCCCUCGGAAGAGGGGGGGCCCGCAGUCCUCCGUGGAGAGGCAGAAGCACCCUCGGGGCAGGGAGGGGGCUAAAGCCGGGCCUGACCCCCUGCCACUGUGGGCAGCGCUGUCGAGGCACAAGUACCGGGCGCCCCAGGGCUGCUCGGGCGUGCGCGAGUGUGCCCGGCAGGAGGGCCUGGACUUCGGCGUGGAGCUGGCCCCGGUGCGGCGGCAGGAGCUGGCCUCUCUGCUGAGGGCUUACCUGGCGCGGCUGCCCUGGGCCGGGCAGCUGUCCAAGGAGCUGCCCCUCUCGCCUGCUUACUUCAGCGAGGACGGCUUCUUCCGCCACGAUCGCCUCCGCUUCCGGGACUUCGUGGAUGCCUUGGAGGACAGCCUGGAAGAGGUGGCCGUGCGACAGACCGGUGAUGAUGAUGAGGUGGAUGACUUGGAGAGUUUCAUCUUCAGCCACUUCUUUGGAGACAAGGCACCAAAGAAGAGGUCAGGGAAGAAGGACAGACACUGGCGGGGCCCGGGGAGGGGCUGAGGCCUGGCAUCCCCUGGCCCCGGGGACCACGGGACUCUCCUCUGGCUCCAAAGGGAAGCAGAAUCACGCAGUGCCACCCCGAUGCCCCGUCUGCUGGGAAAAGGCCUUGGCUGCAUCUGUCUUGCUGUCUAUGCAAACAUGUGCCAGUGCGGGCUCUGGUGGGAAGGGGGGCGGAAUCCUGACUCUGCAGCCUCGGCUUUCAUCCUCGCGCGCAUGCCGCCCCACUGUGGGCCCCUUGGCUCCACGCGCUGGCCUGUGCCCCCUGGGACGGGACUGGCCUUGCUGGCUGGAGGCCCAGCACGAGGGCUUUCCCUGGGGUUUUGUUAGACUUGAAGCAGCCAUCCCCCGGGGAGGGGGUGGUGAAGCCCCCUUUUUACCCCUGCUUCUCACGUGGCCGCACCUUCCUGUGGGAACUGUAGUCUCAGACCCCAGUAAAAUGCUGUUGGAGCUGUGGGGUGGGGGCUCUGUCACGGCGGUGGUAUCUGAGCACAGGGGCCCCCACGCCCACCUUGUCCCCCACGCCACCCUCCCGGCCACCCGUGGGCCCUCGGGGCCGGAACUCCCCAUUCUGCUGGCAGCCGCCUUGGGCCCCCCCCCCCCCGGGGAGAUGGAGAAAAUGAGCAUAGGUUUUGGAGUGUGCUUCCGUCCCUGGGAGCCUAGCGUUUCUGAUCCUCAAAAUAGGGGAUUGGACGCGGCUGGGGAGAGAUUGAAUAAAGCAAUGUAAGCAAAA